AUGGCCACCGGUGGGGACCAACAGGCUUCCACCUCUGGAAAUCAACCCGCGCCUGGCACAAGUAAUAGUAGUGUGCAAAUGGGGGCCAUGCCCUGUGACCCACAAGCUUUCGCUCAAUUUUUCCGGGCAUUUGAAACCUUCUAUAGGCAAUGUAGGCCCGGUCCUCUGGUUACCCCUUCCCUGGAACCGUCGCAGGAGGUAAUACCAGACACUCCUCCUGUCUACCAAGGCCAGCAAGGAAUCCCAGCCGCUGCAGGGGGCGGUGUGCAGUUGGGGAACCAAAGCGCAGGUCGUCCUAACACUAGAGCUCAGGCAGCCAUUACUCGAAGGGCCAAUCAGAGCACUGGUAGGGGAAAAACAUCGGGAAAAAGCUCUGGCAAGGGAAAAGGCACGUCAAGAGGGUCGGGAAGUGAUGCCACUUCACAGGCUGUAGGCAUACCUAGUGUUUUUCAGGAGCAGCAGCCCCAGCACAGUUCUACCGAGGACAGUGCGGGUUCCGGCUUGGAGGAGGAACAUGGGGAGGCUCGACCGGGACAGCAGCCGACUGUAGCGACUUCACCCGUCCCAGAGGUACAGGGUGGAAAACGAAAAUCUAAGAAGAAGCACACCUCCUCAAAAAAGAAAAGGAGCAAACAGUCCGAUACAGAGGAUGACUCAGGUACGUCUUCUUCUGAUUCUGACAGUGAGGGCCCCAUGGAUGCUUAUUGGGGCUUGGGUGAAGGGAACCAUGGGAUCCCGCUGUGGGCGCAUGAGAGGCGAGCUAAUUCCCAUCGUAAAACUUUUAAUGGGGUGCUGGAUUGGAAGGAUGGGGCCUUGGUAGAGGAUGUAAAGGUGGCCACCAAUCAAUCCACCGAUUUCAUUCUGGGGAACCAUUUGUCCCAGAGGAAAAGGAAUAAAAUCCUCAAUGGGGACUAUGUGGAUAUGUUCACCCUGCUCCCACCUACUAAACUAUUGGGUAAGGGUGAAAAGAGGCGCUCUUCAGGUAAGGGAAGAUACAGGACCCCCAGGGCGGAGCGCACCUUCGAGAACUGGUUGGACGGGUUCCAGGUCUUUAUGGGUGUCGUUUGCGCUGCUUAUCCGCGGCGCUCAAUGGAUUUGGUGGCCUACCUGGCUCACGUGAGGCGGGCUCACUCGCUCGCAGGGGAGCAAGCUGCGCUAACAUAUGACGAGAACUUUCGUAGAAAUGCUUCUCUCCUACCUUCCACCCGUUGGGACCUGACCGACCCGAACUAUUGGGGCGAAGACGUCAAUCCCUACAUCGAUAAGAAAAAUUUAGCUUCUGCCAAGGCGGGUAAGAUGGAGGUAAAACGACGUCGCCUCUGCUGGGAGUUCAACAGGGGCGCGUGUUCGAGAUCCUCAUGUAAGUACUUGCAUGAGUGCGAUCGGUGCUGGGGGAGUCACCCCGCAUCCGCGUGCUUCAAGAACAAGCAGCAGCCCUUUCGGGGGGGCAGGGGGUACUUCCACAAUAACACCAGAGGUGCCCCCGGAUCUUCCCACCAAGGACCUGGUAACCGCCAGUAA
Messenger RNA from Podarcis lilfordi (Lilford's wall lizard), 1521 nucleotides. Lineage: Eukaryota; Metazoa; Chordata; Lepidosauria; Squamata; Lacertidae. The record is from the annotation of a GenBank genome assembly.